UCUCUCUCUCUCUCUCUCACUGAAGCGGCGGCCAUGGAAGCAAAUCGAACUCCCAAGCGACCUCUGGGCAUCCGCACCCGCAGCCAAUCUGAGAUCCAGCUCCACCGCACCCGCUCGGGUCGGGUCAUCAACAGCUACCUCACUAGCUCCGAGUCGGACCGGAAAAGACCCAGACCAAUGGAUUCUUCCGACGGCAACGUCCUCCUCAACUCUCUGAUUAAGGACCUCCGCGUCAAACGGGUCUUUUCCCAAACCUACAAGCCGCCCGAGAAUCUAAUCAACGACGCCAAAUCCGGCGCCGUAUUCUCUCUGGCUGAACCGGACGGUAAUUCAAAGGAGGCGAAGAGUGAUCGGGUCGAGAGUUGUGCAAAUCGGUUUGAUUGCUCAGCUCCAGAUAUGGAUGAGUCCAAGAGUAAAGAGCCUGAAAAUUUGGGAUUAGGGUUUCUGGCUGAAUCCCCAAAUUCUGCAGAUAAGAUUGCCGGUGGUUCCGGUUCCGAUCCGGAAUCUUCUCAGACCUCACCACCUGAGGCGAAGGCAAACGGAGUUGAGCUCAAAAUCGAUAAUGUAACCAAAAUGGUCCUUAAGACUCGAAAGAGAGUGUUUAAAGCGCCCAGCUCGUUUAGUUAUAGAAGAAUGCUUCCUUAUCUGAAGGAUAUCACCAAAGACAACUCUUGCAUGCUAGAUUUCUGUGAAUUGCCAAAUCGUGGUAAAGGUUUGGAAGGAAAAUCUUUCCGGAGUAAGCUUGUUUCUGAUAAUCAAGAAACUUCUGUACAUCAAUUUACUAAACAAAAUUUCUCUACAGAGUGUCAUGACAUUGAUUGUUCUACUCGGCUGGAAACUGUACAAGUUUCUUCCCAUGUUUUAUCUAGUGGUAAUGACUUCAGUUCAGAAUCUCCUGAAUAUGUUCCUAAAUCACCGCCUAUAGUAGUGGUUGAUCAGUGUCUGCCAAAGCCACCUGUUGAUGGACAGAAUGAGAAAAUUGAUUUGGGAGUAUCUUGUGAAGUUCAGAAGUUAAAUGUCUCAGAACCUUUUCGCUCUUCAGCUAUGGAGGAUUCUCAAAUUAACACGGAUGGUGUAAUGGUCAUGUGUACCGAUGAUAAUACACCAGUGGAAAAUGUGGAUACUGCUGUUAAGGAUGAUAUUGUGUCCUCUUCCGAAGAUCAAAAUGUGAAAGACAUAAAUCCCCAGUCAUCUUCAAUCAUGGAUGACAGAUAUUCAUCUAAGGACAAUGAAGUGGUUCAGCACAAGGAAAACUCAAACCAGGCUCAGAAUGAAGGGAUUAGAAAAACUGAUAUGGGGUAUCCUUGUAAAGUCCGACAUCCAAAUCAUAUAAAUGAGCAGAGAGUUGGUGAUGCUGAAGAGGCUUUGAAUCAGAUAUGUGACUUGAAUGAAGAAUCUAUCCAGAUGACACCUCCAGAUGCUGAGAUCCUUGAUAAAUUACAGGUGGAAGUAAAAGGAAUUGGUAGAGCUGGAUAUCUUCAUCAGAGUACAGAUCAAGGUCUUGGGAAGACAAGCAGUGGAAUUAAUCAUAUAGAUGCUUCAUGGGUUGAUCUUGGACAUGAAUGUAGUCCUAAGAGAAAACCGGUUUUAAAUCCAUGUUCAAGGCUGAAGUUAUUUAAAAGUCCGGGGUCAGUCAGCUAUAGAAGAUUGCUUCCAUUUCUUAUGAAUAUGGAAAAAAGGACUUCAGUAUCCAGUCAUUUUGAAAGUACUGUUAAGGAUCUGGAACAAAGGCAACCACCGACUCCCCCUCAGCUAGGACCUCUGAUGGAUAAAUCAAAUGUUGUUUUGUUUCAUACAGAGCCUGGCACAACAACACCUCAAUUGACAAAUGCUAAUGGUUCAUCUAAUGUUGAUGGACCAAAUUUAACAUCUCCUAAAUGUGUCACUGGAUCUCAAAUGUCAUGUAAUGUACAAAAGGAAAUGCAUGGUCAACAUUCUGUGUCAGGUAAACAGAGUAAACUGGACAUUUCCCCUGACAUUGUUGUGAGUUUGGGACAGGAAGCUGAACUACCAGUCCCUAUAUUGGGCCCUAAUAAGACUGAAUCUCCUUCUGAAAAAGAUGGUGCAAGAAUAUCCUAUCCAGAAUUACCAGUCACAAGGGUGUUAUCUCUUGGCACUGUCAAGGACUGCAUCAGCUCAAAAGCAGCCUUAACUGAUGGUGGGAAGCCAGUGGAAGCCAAUAACUUGGGUUAUAACUCAUCUGAAAUUGAUGCCACAGUUUCUUCAGUUACUCAGGCGGAUGCAGUCAGAAAAGGGAUCCUUAAAAGAAAUCCACGAGGAUGCAGAGGACUCUGCACUUGUUUGAAUUGUGCCUCGUUUCGACUCCAUGCAGAGAGAGCAUUUGAGUUCUCGCAAAAUCAGAUGCAAGAUGCUGAAGAAGUAGCUUUGGAUUUGAUGGCGGAAUUAUCAAAAUUGCGUAAAUUAUUAGAAAAGUCAGCUGCUACUGCAAAUGAUGAUGUCGUCACUUUAAAUGAGGUGAAAAGUGCUUGCAGGAAAGCAUCUGAAGCAGAAGUCCUUGCAAGAAACCGUCUUGGGGAAAUGAAUUAUGAUCUCAACAUUCACUGCAGAAUCACAUGCUUGCAUGAACCAAGGGUCAGGUUUGCAAAUCACAGUGAAGAAAAAGUCAUUCCAAAAGCAAAGUGUUCAAGUGAUUAGAUAGAAUUGCCAUUCUUUGUUGUUAUGUCAGUAGGUUGAUUAGUUGUCACCUUGUGCAUAUAUGCCAGGUGGCUUUGGUUGAAUUGCAAGUGUGAAGAAAUUGUAUCUGGGGUACUGGGGAAGAUGAUUAACAGAAAUGUGGCUGGAGAACGAGAAGCUGGUUAUAGAUAAACAAAGAUAGAAUGAAAAAACUGAGAUUGUUGCAUCGGUUUUCUACAUAGCCAUUGUUUACACUUUCAUGGAUUCAAAAUUUUAACUAAUAAUAAUCUCAAGUUUCUGCAUAAUUGUUGUUUGAGUCAUGUCAAU
Rosa rugosa (rugosa rose) is the source of this 2961-nucleotide messenger RNA. RefSeq lists its product as uncharacterized. The transcript is spliced from 7 exons. The record is from RefSeq and is a predicted model, not a curated record. The coding region runs from base 34 to 2655 and encodes 873 amino acids. Lineage: Eukaryota; Viridiplantae; Streptophyta; Magnoliopsida; Rosales; Rosaceae.